Sipha flava (yellow sugarcane aphid) is the source of this 789-nucleotide messenger RNA. RefSeq lists its product as uncharacterized. Lineage: Eukaryota; Metazoa; Arthropoda; Insecta; Hemiptera; Aphididae. The record is from RefSeq and is a predicted model, not a curated record. The coding region runs from base 73 to 789 and encodes 238 amino acids. The transcript has a single exon.
UUUAAAAACAAUUUUUAUGUUCCUGUGGCGUUUUGUUUUUUAAGUAACAAACAUACUGAUACUUACAUCAAUAUGUGGAAAACAUUACAAAAUAUAUGUAUUCAAAUUACUGGUAAUAUAAUAAAUUUAAGCAAUUUUCAUGUCGACUUUGAAAAAUCUGCGCAUAAUGCAGUAUUGCAAAUUUUCCCUUACUGCAAAAUCACGUGUUGUAACUUUCAUUUAGGGCAAAUUUGGUUUAGACAUAUUCAACAACAUAAAUUAUUAUCGAGCGAGUACUUAAACAACGACUCAGAAGUUGGCGAAUGGAUGAAAUGUUUUUUUGGAUUAAGUUAUUUACCUCCUGACGAAGUUUCUGAUGGAUUUUGUGAUCUUAUGUCGAUAGCACCAAGUACUACGUCUAGUAAUAUUUCUAUAUUUUCCGAUUAUAUUUUAGAAAAUUACAUUGCAUCGGACAGCAAUUUUCCUCCAACAUUAUGGACUUAUAAACCUACUAAUAAUCCUAAGACUACUAAUGGUGCAGAGAGUUAUCACAAACAAUAUAACAGUCAGUUUUACUCUGCUCAUCCGCACAUACAUCAAGUAAUCGACGUCAUUAUUGAAAUUCAAAGUGACACUGAUUUAAAAAUUAAUUCAAUAAACAAUAAAAUCAUAAAUUUCAAAGGAAAAGAGAUAAUUAAUAAGGAGAUACAAUUGGAAAACAUUUGGAAUGAAUAUAAAAAUAAUAUUAUUAAUCGUUUAACUUAUAUAAAGAAAAUCGGACUUAAAUGCCAUCAUUCUAAAUUAGUAUAA